This is a messenger RNA of Hermetia illucens (black soldier fly), 2202 nucleotides long. RefSeq lists its product as uncharacterized. NCBI's taxonomy places the organism in Eukaryota, Metazoa, Arthropoda, Insecta, Diptera, Stratiomyidae. The record is from RefSeq and is a predicted model, not a curated record. The transcript is spliced from 6 exons. The coding region runs from base 171 to 2114 and encodes 647 amino acids.
CGAGGUUUCGGAAAUUUUAAAUCAUUCAGACAUCACUCUUUGAUCGGACAAGUCCAAAAGUGUUAUAAGCAGUGAGCUGGGAUUUCGAAAUCCGCUCUUUCCGCAUAGGAUUUGUAAUUCCUCGGGAUCAAGUUUGAUAGUUUAAAAGAAAGGAGUGAAAUUUCAGUGAAAUGAAGACUUUGGGAGUGUUGUUGUUGUGCUUAGGCACCGUACUUGGCGAUGCUUGGGUAGGAGACGGCGGAUUUGAAACGAAACUUUCAGUGAAAGAUCUACAUUAUUCGCAACAUGCGGAAUCUGUUGGCACUGCUCGAAAAAGCGUUGAACAGCGCCUGGGCGGUUUGGUUUCAUCAUCGUCCUCAGGGUCGGCCAGCCUUUCAGCCUCUGGAGUAAAAUGCUGUUCAACUGCUGACUGUGUACCCUGUGAUAGUCAAGUCAGUUCGAGUGAUGCAGAAAACCUUGGUGUUGGAGUUGGCUAUGUAGGAUACACAGGUAACGGGGGAGAUUCUUCCAGCAGCUCAUCCUUCACAUCAUCAUCCUCAUCCAACCAACAAGCAGCUCCAGUUUAUAUCUCCCCAUCGACAUCGGGAUCAUCAAGCUACGAGUCUAGCUCUGCACAGUCUUCUCAGUCAGCAAGCGCUCCAAUUGUCAUACCAGUAACAGGUGGUGGAUCUGAGAGUUACGCUGAACGUUCUGAACGUAUUUCACAAUCCAGUCCUACCAUUGUCACUGUUGUCGGACCUUCAGGCGGUUCUGAACGGUAUUCAUCGCACUCAGAAAGAGUAUCACAAACUCAGGCUGCUCCAAUCAUUCCAAUCUAUACACCAACUGGUGGAUCUGAACGCUAUGUCAGCCACUCCGAACGUGUAUCAACCAACCGCGCCGCUCCAGUAAUUCCAAUCUAUACUCCAAGCGGAUCUGAAUCUCAUUCAUCGCACUCGGAAAGAUAUUCCUCAUCUGCUUCCGCUCCUGUUCCAAUUCCUAUUUACACUUCAGGAGGAGGAUCAUCACGUUACACUUCUCACUCUGAAAGCUCCAGGACACAAGCUGCGCCAGUUAUCCCUAUUUACGCACCAACUGGUGGCUCCCAACGGUACAGCUCCCACUCAGAACGAGUAUCACAAACGCAAGCUGCACCAAUCAUUCCAGUUUACACACCAACCGGUGGUUCCGAACGAUAUGUCAGCCACUCUGAACGUGUCUCAGAAACCAAGGCUCAACCAAUUGUACCAAUCAUCGCACCAAGCGGAUCAUCACAUUACUCAGCUCACUCAGAGCGUCUAUCCGAAGUGCAAGCCACCCCCAUCGUCCCAAUCAUCGCUCCAUCAGGUGGAUCCGAACGCUACUCUAGCUACUCCGAACGAGUAAACCAAAACCAAGCCAUACCAAUCCCCGUUUAUACUAGUGGUGGCAACAGCCAACGUUACUCAUCACAUUCAGAACGUGUCUCAGAAACUAAAGCCACACCCAUCAUUACCCCCAUUAUCCCGGCUUCAUCCAGCUCUUCCCGUUAUUCGGCACAUGAACAAUCAUCUAAUAAUCAAGGAUCAGCCUACGUUCCAAUUAUUCCGGUAGUCGGUGGUGGUGCCUCAUCACACUAUACCAGCAGCUUAUCGAGCAGUAACCACGGUACUGGCGGUGUUGGCUUAGUUGGAGGUGUCGGUCUUGGCCUUGGUCUCGCAGGAAGUGGGUAUCACAGUUCAUCUCUAGGAUAUGGCUCAACAGGCUUGAUUGAUGGAACCAGCUCCGAUCUUUCCACAUACAUGUCAGAAUCAGAACGUCUAGCGAAAUUACAAGCUCAAGGCAUAAGCAGUGGUGGAAUUCGUUCGGGACAUACUGUCUACGAUUCCGGAUUCUCGUCUGGUUCUUCAUUAGGAGCAGCAGGUCUUGGUUCUGGUUCUGGUGGCUUUACCAAAUCUAAAUCAUGGGAAAAGAGCUCAAAAUGGUCGUCUGGAACACAAUUCGGACCUGAUGGCAAACCCAAAAACUACAACUUGAUUUCAACUGCUGAAAGUGAGUUGCAUAACAUCAAUGGAAAGCAAGCUGGCUACAAGGCUGCAACCACCACUCUUGAUGAUGAUGGCAAAGUCAGCACGUACAGCAUUCACACGCCAUAAAUUUUCGGUUCAUAAGAAUUUAUUUUAAUAUUAUUUUAAUAUCAAUUGAUGUCUCUUAUUUAAGUAAAGAAUAAGAUAUGAGAGCCGA